Molecule: messenger RNA, 690 nt
Organism: Panicum virgatum (switchgrass)
Lineage: Eukaryota; Viridiplantae; Streptophyta; Magnoliopsida; Poales; Poaceae
Product: germin-like protein 8-11
Exons: 3
Coding region: 1-690 (229 amino acids)
Cellular component (GO): cell wall
Molecular function (GO): manganese ion binding
Source: RefSeq, a predicted model, not a curated record
AUGAACUGCAGAGUUGCCUUGCAAAUUGGACAUGGGAACUUCCCGAGAGUAUACCAGCCGCAGAAUAUGCCAUACACAGGUCCACACCCCUUCGUCCCAUGCCUUGACCAAAUCAUCGAUCAGAGGCUCCAUGUGAAUGGGUUUGCUUGCAAGGAUCCUAUGGCCGUCAACGCAGAUGACUUCUUCAAGGCAGCUAACCUUGACAAGCCUAUGGACACCAUGAAGAGCAAGGUUGGAUCCAAUGUUACCUUGAUCAAUGUCAUGCAGUUGCCUGGACCGAACACCCUGGGCAUCUCAUUGGCCUGUAUUGACUAUGCACCCCUAGGUCAGAAUCCACCACACACAAACCCGCGUGCCACAAAGAUCCUCACUAUGCUUGAGAGAACACUCUAUGUUGGAUUUGUCACCUCCAACCCAGACAACAAGCUAUUUGCCAAGGUGCUCAACAAAGGUGAUGUGUUUGUAUUCCCACAUGGGCUCAUCCAUUUCCAAUUCAACCCCAUCUAUGACAAGCCAGCGGUUGCUAUUGCCGCGCUCAGCAGCCAGAACCCUAGGGCUAUUACCAUCGCAAAUGCGGUUUUUGGAUUGAAACCACCGAUUUCAGAUGAUGUCUUGGCCAAGGCAUUCCAGGUGCAGAAGGGGACAAUUGAUUGGCUCCAGGCUCAAUUCUGGGAGAACAAUCACAACUAG